AUGGCUGGGGAGAUGAAGGACCCGGUGCUGUGGGAGGCCAUGGCCAUCAUCGCCGGUGGGUCGGUUGCCGGUAUGGCGGAGGGAAUGACGACGGUCAAUCGGCUGCGCUCGAACUACGUGCGCCAAUACCUGGCCCGGCUGCGCUACGUCGGCAUCGACAAGCAGGCGAACGCGCUGCAUCCCGACCUGGCGGCGGUGAUGCAGUGA
Molecule: messenger RNA, 207 nt
Organism: Geodia barretti
Lineage: Eukaryota; Metazoa; Porifera; Demospongiae; Tetractinellida; Geodiidae
Source: the annotation of a GenBank genome assembly